GCCGAAAUCAUCUGAUAAAGAAUAAAGGCCCAAAAGCCCAUUAAGAAUACCAAGAAAUUUUGGAAAAUCGAGAAAAAUGGUGGAAGACACAAAGACACAAAUGGCAGCAGCGAUAUCAGCGACUUUGGUAUUCGCUGCAAGACGACGUCCAUUGUUCUGUAGCUUAUCAUCAUCGUCUUCUUCGAAACCAAACACGAGAAAGCUUGUUCUAUACUCCAAACCUGGUUGUUGCCUCUGCGAUGGUCUUAAAGAGAAGCUUCACGCUGCCUUCACUCUCUCCACCGGUCCUGAUUCACUCAACGACGUUACUCUUCAGGUAAGAGAUAUAACUACGAAUCCCGAGUGGGAACGAGCGUAUCAGUAUGAGAUACCAGUGUUGGCUAAAGAGAAUUCUGAUGGGAAAGAGGAAGUUUUACCGAGGUUAUCUCCACGUUUAAGUGCAGAACUCAUUCAGAAGAAGCUACUUGCUGCCUUUAGUUGAUCAAUUACGUGCACGACAACGAAAAAAAGAGACAAAAGCGUUUGUAAGGUUGUACUCUCAUCUGCAAGAACCGUGUUUUUGCUUCAUACUUUCGUUUCUUUUUCCUUUACAAGUCAGUGGAAAUAUAGUUGCUUUAUAAACGGCGAUGCUGAUUUGCUUCUGACUAUACUUUAUCUAGUUCUAUACCCUUAAGAAAGCUAUUGCUGCAUUUUGCUUCUUUGACUAAUCCAUUAACUUGAGUGAUUUGAUAGAAAUGUCGCCGUAUUUGCGUUUUUUCCUUUUCUCUGUAUUGUCAUUGUAAGCUUUUGGUUCUGAUUGUUGCCAAUACUAUGACGUCUACUAGCCACGUAACUUGCUCAGUUUCUUUAUGUCUAGAAGAAGAAAAAGAUUUGAUGAACUUUCUUUAGAUUAUGAAAGUUGUGGUUGCGGCAAUUUGAUUAUGAGAUGUUUUUCUUACAUUAUUAGGUUAAUCAUUCUUAGUUUGAAAUCAUUUGAGGACAUCUCUAUUACUUUCACGUAACUGCAAGUUCUUCAUUAACGAAUUUGAUUUGUAUAUCUUUAAGCGUUAUCUACUCUUAGUAUAGAUUACGAUUGGUGCAAGCAACACUUCAUUAUUCUUUCCAUAACUUUCAUGACUGACCAUGACAUUUUACGCAGUGUCAUUCCCGAUAGAGGUGCUGCGAUUCAACUUGUUGGUAACACCUUACAAGUUACAACUCAGAAUUCUAUUUCUCUAAGUUUGCUCAUGUAAGCACUCAUUAUCUCGGACUAAAAUAUUUCCUAGUCGUGCAAUCAUUAUUGUCGAUCACUCGGAUCCUUUAUCGCUCUUUUCAACAUAUACAUUACUACAUUCGUACUAUCGAUUUGUGCAUAUUACGAUGUAACUUGUCGGUAACACCUCGCAACUCAGCAAUCUAUUUCUCUAUCUCAAACUGAAAGCAAGUUUGCUCAUGUAAGCACUCAUUAUCUUGGUUUAAAAUAUUUCCUAGUUGCACAAUCA
Arabidopsis thaliana (thale cress) is the source of this 1481-nucleotide messenger RNA. Its product is annotated as Thioredoxin superfamily protein. The transcript has 3 exons. NCBI's taxonomy places the organism in Eukaryota, Viridiplantae, Streptophyta, Magnoliopsida, Brassicales, Brassicaceae. Bases 77 to 481 code for a protein of 134 amino acids. The record is from RefSeq and is marked reviewed.